Raphanus sativus (radish) is the source of this 1265-nucleotide messenger RNA. RefSeq lists its product as uncharacterized. The transcript has a single exon. The record is from RefSeq and is a predicted model, not a curated record. NCBI's taxonomy places the organism in Eukaryota, Viridiplantae, Streptophyta, Magnoliopsida, Brassicales, Brassicaceae. Bases 12 to 1127 code for a protein of 371 amino acids.
UAAUAUCUAUUAUGUCUCUGCUUAUCAGCCUGCUGUCGAAGCUCAGUCUUGGGAAAUCUAAAAGAUUACCUCUUCUUCUACUUCUCUCAAAUGGAUUUUCAUCUUCCUUGAGGAAAGAGCAAACCCCUCCAUGUUACAUCGUCUCAGUUGAACCUUGUGAACCUUUUAAAGCCGGUCUCGGAAAACUCGAAAUUUCCAGGGUUCAUAAUGAUAUGAUUAAUCGGGAAAGAAAGGUGGUGCGUGGGGAGUUGGUGUACAAUGAUCUAUUUGGUACAGUGGUAACGAUCGGGGCAUCUAAUGGAUGGGUAGCUACUUUGAAUGGAAAGGACGGAAUCCUGCGUCUUCAAGAUGAUCUGAACCCGUAUGCAUCGUAUACAGAUCCUAAACGCAUCCCUCUGCCUCCUCUUGUGACUCUGCCACGUUGCCAAACCCAAAUCGUCACCAACGUGUCAAUGUCCUCAUCUUCUCCAGAGGAUGAAGACUGUGUUGUGGCUGUCAAGUUCUUGGGACCUCAGCUCAGUUUUUGCAGACCAGCUCAGAGUAAACCCGAGUGGGUCAACAUCAGGAUCGAUAACCCAUGCUUCUACUCCUCACGUGUUAUGUUUUCCAAGAAAGACAAGGUGUUUCGCAUUCUUGGGGCUGGAGGCCAUCUCAUGGGAUCAUGGGACCUCCAGAAUCACAAACACAAGAUUCAGAGGUUGCACUUUGAAAACAUUCCCGAGUUAACCAAGCCCACAAACGAGCUUAUGGACUCGUGCUGCACGUACGAGCACUUGGUGGAGUCAGAUACCACCGGCGAAACGUUCAUGCUUAAGCAGUACAAGAAGACUGGCAAGAUACUCAAAGGCGUUGCCAAAAUGAAAACAAGAAAUUUAAUGGUGUUCAAGCUAGACAAUGAAGGAAAUGCAGUUUACACUGGAGACAUUGGAGAUCUCGUCAUUUUCCUCUCAAAGUCUGAACCUUUUUGUGUCCCGGCUAGCUCACUACGGAGGAUGCUCCCUAACUGCGUCGAAACCUUGGAUUCAUGCGAAAAUGGAUUUGUCCAUCUGGAUGAUCGCUACGCUUAUACACAUAUUGGUGGUCUAAACCCGGCCCCUUUCUUUAUUCCACCACAAAAUAUAGACUAGUAAGUGUUCUGUAAUAGUCAGAGAGUCAUGUUUCCACCACUCAAAGUUUUUAUAUCAUACCAGUUGGUGUCGUAGCUAGAUCUUACCUUAUUUUUGCUGUAUGUUUUGUUUUUAUAUCUUAACAGUUACCACUUAUAU